This is a messenger RNA of Aplosporella prunicola CBS 121167, 570 nucleotides long. RefSeq lists its product as uncharacterized. The coding region runs from base 32 to 343 and encodes 103 amino acids. Lineage: Eukaryota; Fungi; Ascomycota; Dothideomycetes; Botryosphaeriales; Aplosporellaceae. The record is from RefSeq and is a predicted model, not a curated record. The transcript has a single exon.
ACGCGCAGCAAGGUCAUGUCCGCCCACCACCAUGUCCUCCGCUGGCACCGCUGCUCGCUCCGCCAUGGCCACGGCCACGUCCCCUGUUGCUACUGCAUUCCGCACGCCCAAGGCCGCCGCCGCCCGAAGCCAUUCGCGCGCCCACGCUCCUCUGCACCCAUCGCUCCCACUGUCGCCCGCCCUGUCCAGCUCGCCCGGUGAUGAGGUUACGCCCGGGAUCGACCCGGCCGUGCCACAGCAACUUGGUUUUCUCGGCCUCAUCCGCACACUCAAGGAAAUACGGCGUGGGGUUUGGAAGCACCCAUCGCCGAGCUGGGCAAAGUACCGCCUGUCGGUCUACUAGUACCGUGAGCUGCUGGACCGAAUUGAGAAGGACGGCGACGGUGACCUUGCGAGGUGGUUUAAGUAUACGGUCCUGCUCAACAGCGCCGAAGUCCGCUUGAACAUUGAGGAAGACGACACCGACACUGACGAGCUUAGUCUCGAUGCCGACUUGCCGACGACUCCCUCCUCGGCGUCUUCUAUCUCACUCUCGCGCAAAGACAAAAGAUAUCCAGACGUGCAGUACUA